Lottia gigantea (owl limpet) is the source of this 1053-nucleotide messenger RNA. RefSeq lists its product as hypothetical. Gene Ontology annotation, cellular component: nucleus. The transcript has a single exon. The record is from RefSeq and is a predicted model, not a curated record. NCBI's taxonomy places the organism in Eukaryota, Metazoa, Mollusca, Gastropoda, Lottiidae. Bases 13 to 558 code for a protein of 181 amino acids.
GCUAAGAGGCCAAUGGAGGCAAAGGAAUGUAAGAAGCCAAAGAAGAGAGGUGGAUUAUGCCAAAUUUGUGGAAAAAACAUGAAAUGUUUGAAGGAUCAUAUGCUAACCCAUAAGAUUGACCGUCCCGAAAAGUGUCCGCAUUGUGAUUUUCGGGCAAAAUGUACAAAAAGUUUAAGAAAUCAUAUGAAUAUCCACAGUUCAGAAAGAAAUUUUCAGUGUGAAAUGUGUGGGGAACAGUUUUGUCGACUGGAAGCUGUUAAAAAGCAUUUAAUAGUUCAUUCAAAACAGUUACUUUAUUCGUGUCAAUAUUGUCCCAACAAAUAUAAAAGGAAAGUUACAUUAGCCAGACAUGAAAAAAUCCAUAAAGAAGAAUAUGCAUACACUUGUAAUGUUUGUAAAAAAAAAUUCAUUCAGGCCAUUAAUUUGAAAACUCACAUGAGAACUCAUACUGGUGAAAAACCUUAUAAAUGUGACAGGUGUUACAAAGGAUUUGCACAUAAUGUCACAAAAAAACUUCACCGAAAAACUUGCUUUGUCCAAAAUGUUACAGAAAAAUGAAACCUUAAUCAUUUAUCCAUUUAUCAUUAGAUAAGUGUCCAUUUUGUUUGAAACUAGGAUACGUCUGGGACAUGUUACUUACCUGUCCAAGAUUUCUGUCCUAAGUUAUGAUAUCUUUGUAUUUGAACUUUUUUAGUUUACAAAUUACUAUUAUUACUCUUAUAAGUAUUAUGUUUAUUGAAUAGUGCCUUUGCUGAUAAUAAAUUUAUAAACAAUAUCAAGUUGACAAAACCACUUGGAGAUAAUCACCAGGUAUUCUGGAGAAGUGGGAUACUUCGCCUAACUAUGCAUCAUGAUUCCCUUAAGUACCAUUAGGAACUAUUUUCGGGGAAUUGAUUUUAGAAUUGAAUUGUGGCUGGGUGAUAUACUGGUAUUACAAUCAAUUUUUAUUUAGAUAGGAGAAUCUACAUUAUUUAAUAUACCAGUAAUUGAUUUUACUUAAUAUUUGAAAAUUCCCUUUUUGAUAUUGUUUUUUACAUUAAAAAUUUUAGAUUG